Arctia plantaginis is the source of this 1677-nucleotide messenger RNA. Lineage: Eukaryota; Metazoa; Arthropoda; Insecta; Lepidoptera; Erebidae. The record is from the annotation of a GenBank genome assembly.
AUGCCGAAAACAGGAGCAACACGUUAUCAAAAGUUUCUCAAAUCUGAGAAAUCUAAAACAAAGCUCAAAUCUAAGAAAGAUCUACCCAAAGGCACUAACAUAACGAAGACGAAUUUUAAAGUGAAAAAGAUAGUCAUCAAAGAACAGUUAAAGAAGCAUGGUGAAACCGAAGCUCUUUCUACAAGGAAGUUAAACGUUAAAGAAUUACUGUCUCGUCUUAAUCAUUUUAACACGCACAACAGAACUGAGGCUCUCCACGGUUUGAAGGAACUCAUUUCCUCACAUCCUGAAUUAUUGGAACAUAACCUUGGGGAACUAAUUCAUGGAAUAACACCCUUGGUUUUGAAUAUUGAAAAAGUUGUUCGCCAUGAAUCAUUAAAAGUGUUACACCUGUUGUUGUCAAAUGCAGACAUAGUACGAAUAGAGCCAUUCUUUGAUGUAAUGUGUACUUACUUGAGAAGUGCAAUGACUCACAUUGAUGGCAGAAUACAAGAGGACUCCCUUCUAUUUCUGGAUACACUACUUGUUUGCACUCCUAAGAAAGUGGCUCAAGAUUUUCAUAAAAUUAUUCCAAAUUUCCUUGAUAUGAUUUCAAAAUUGCGGGUUGACUCAAAGCCCGGAAGAACUCUGACUGUCAAUUUGGGCAGUCAAAUAACAAGUGUAAAAUGGAGAGUGAAAGUUCUGCACCGUUUAAAAGACUAUUUAAAUCAAUUUGUCAAGUAUAACAAUAUUAAUGAUCACAAGGAACAGGUAAUGGAAACCACAAAAGCUUUUGAUACCACCAAGAUGAAUUAUUAUCCAUUGUUUAAUCAAAGUUAUAUACAAACAUGUUCUGUAUCUUGCUUUUCCUCAAGAAACACACAAGAAUCAGUGCCAAUAGAUGAAGUAGAAAAGUUCAGGGUUUAUGUUGAUACUCUGAUGCCUCUUUUGUUUGAAACUUGGCUAGAGGUUUGUCCACCUGUUAACUCAGAGAAAAACAUUGAAACAGUGGUCAGUGAAGAUGCAGCUUCUCUGUUGAAGCAAAUUUUGGAAGUUAUUUCAUUAAUUUGGAGUCUUAUCAAACAUUUCAAUUUGAAGAACCCUAGUUCCAACAUUCAACAUGAAUUUUCACAGAAGUAUAGACAAUCAUAUUUGCAACAUUUUGUUAGAUCAUUCCCUUAUGUAACAAACAUUAGAUCCAAGCAGAGAAAUGUGAGUAAUUCUCCUUUUGAAGAUCUUAUUACAGAUCCUAAAUUGGUAGAACAAAAUUUAGAAAUAUGUCACCUUUUCAUAGUACUUAAUCCUCAUAUAAAUGUAAAGAAUCAACACAAAGACAUACAGUAUAUAUUAAAUUACAUAGAGAAAAUAUUCAACCAAAACACUCAGGACAAUGUAAAUGAUGUUAUUGUCAAAAUCUUACACACAUUGUUUUCUAAUGAUGUGAACAACUGGACAAGAAGCCUCUCAGUAAUGAACGCUUUAUUUGAAAAGAUCAUUUGGGCAUAUUUUAAUAAAAACAUGACAAGUUAUUUAAAGCAACAAAUCUUUAGUUUGCUUUGUAAAAUAUCUCUAAAUGACAAACUUGGUCAUUUCCAUGAGUGUGAUAAGUACAAUACAUGGCUGAAAAACCUUCCAGAUAUAUUAUUGGAAGAAGAAACCAAAGUUAAUAAAAAUAUUGGAAAAUUUACCAAAAAUUAA